This is a messenger RNA of Oryctolagus cuniculus (rabbit), 2900 nucleotides long. RefSeq names its product myosin light chain kinase 2 (gene MYLK2). Lineage: Eukaryota; Metazoa; Chordata; Mammalia; Lagomorpha; Leporidae. The record is from RefSeq and is marked provisional. Gene Ontology annotation, biological process: protein phosphorylation. Gene Ontology annotation, molecular function: myosin light chain kinase activity; ATP binding.
GACCGCUCCUGAGCAGCCGCUGCACGACAGGCGGCCACCAGGUUGCCCCUUUCUGCUCCAGGUGCCUCUCUCAGUCAGGUAGCCUUGGCCUCUUCUCUUACUACAGCCAGACAACAGGAGCAUUCGACAGCCUGACACACCUCACUCUGCUUUCUGCAGCUAGAAAGACUUGAGUUAGACAAGCAGAAGCACACGCCUCCUGCCUCAUGGCGACAGAAAACGGAGCAGUCGAGCUGGGAAUCCAGAGCCUGUCAACAGACGAGGCUUCUAAAGGUGCUGCAAGCGAAGAGUCCUUGGCUGCAGAGAAAGACCCUGCCCCCCCAGACCCAGAGAAGGGUCCUGGCCCCUCAGACACAAAGCAAGAUCCCGAUCCAUCCGCGCCGAAGAAAGAUGCCAACACCCCUGCCCCAGAGAAAGGGGAUGUUGUCCCAGCCCAACCCUCAGCCGGCGGCAGCCAGGGUCCUGCGGGAGAGGGUGGCCAGGUUGAGGCACCUGCGGAGGGCAGUGCUGGGAAGCCAGCAGCCCUGCCCCAGCAGACUGCGACGGCCGAGGCCAGCGAGAAGAAGCCAGAGGCCGAGAAAGGUCCCUCGGGACACCAGGACCCAGGAGAGCCCACGGUGGGCAAGAAGGUAGCAGAGGGCCAAGCAGCCGCCAGGAGAGGCUCACCCGCGUUUCUACACAGCCCCAGCUGCCCCGCCAUCAUUGCAAGCACCGAGAAGCUGCCGGCCCAGAAGCCCCUCAGUGAGGCAUCAGAGCUCAUCUUUGAAGGGGUGCCCGCGACCCCCGGCCCCACCGAGCCCGGACCAGCCAAGGCAGAAGGAGGGGUGGACUUGCUGGCAGAGAGCCAGAAGGAAGCAGGAGAGAAAGCCCCAGGCCAGGCUGACCAGGCUAAGGUGCAAGGGGACACCUCAAGGGGGAUCGAGUUCCAGGCUGUUCCCUCAGAGAGACCGAGACCGGAGGUGGGGCAGGCCCUCUGUCUCCCAGCCAGGGAGGAGGACUGUUUCCAGAUUUUAGAUGACUGCCCGCCACCCCCAGCCCCGUUUCCCCACCGCAUCGUGGAGCUGAGGACUGGGAAUGUCAGCAGUGAAUUCAGCAUGAACUCUAAGGAGGCGCUGGGAGGGGGAAAGUUUGGAGCAGUCUGCACCUGCACAGAGAAAUCCACAGGCCUCAAGCUGGCAGCCAAGGUCAUCAAGAAACAGACCCCCAAAGACAAGGAGAUGGUGAUGCUGGAGAUCGAGGUCAUGAACCAGCUUAACCACCGCAACCUGAUCCAGCUGUACGCAGCCAUUGAGACACCACACGAGAUCGUGCUGUUCAUGGAGUACAUCGAGGGCGGCGAGCUCUUCGAGAGGAUCGUGGACGAGGACUACCACCUGACCGAGGUGGACACCAUGGUGUUCGUCAGGCAGAUCUGCGACGGGAUCCUCUUCAUGCACAAGAUGCGGGUGCUGCACCUGGACCUCAAGCCAGAGAACAUCCUGUGUGUCAACACCACGGGCCAUUUGGUGAAGAUCAUUGACUUUGGCUUGGCACGGAGGUAUAACCCCAACGAGAAGCUCAAGGUGAAUUUUGGGACCCCAGAGUUCCUGUCACCUGAGGUGGUGAAUUACGACCAAAUCUCCGAUAAGACAGACAUGUGGAGCUUGGGGGUCAUCACCUACAUGCUGCUGAGCGGCCUCUCCCCUUUCCUGGGAGAUGACGACACCGAGACCCUAAACAACGUGCUCUCCGGCAACUGGUACUUCGACGAGGAGACCUUCGAGGCCGUAUCGGACGAGGCCAAAGACUUCGUCUCCAACCUCAUCGUCAAGGAGCAGGGGGCCCGGAUGAGCGCUGCCCAGUGCCUUGCCCACCCCUGGCUCAACAACCUGGCGGAGAAAGCCAAGCGCUGUAACCGACGUCUCAAAUCCCAGAUCUUGCUUAAGAAAUACCUCAUGAAGAGGCGCUGGAAGAAAAACUUCAUUGCCGUCAGCGCUGCCAACCGCUUCAAGAAGAUCAGCAGCUCCGGGGCACUGAUGGCUCUAGGGGUGUGAGCCCCGAGCAGCGGAGGCCUGGACGCAGCCGCUCCCCGCCGGGGCUGAGGCCACACAGCCCGGAAAGCCAGAGAAGGCGGGCCAGAGCCCCUGGGCGGGCCGGCCAGCACAAGGCUGCGCCAGGCUGGGAGGCUCGGGGCUCCCCAUGCCCCCAUGCAGCGAGCGCUUCCCCGACGUGAGCCGCCGCCUCGGAGUGUGGCCUGGAUGCAGCCUGCUAACAGCCUCCCCAGACAGAGCUCGGGCCCACCAGCCACGCCCCAGGCUCCAUGGGCCCGUCCCACCACUCCCCUUCCCUCCCUGGCUCCCCCGUCUUUGAAGUCUGCUCUGGGGGCCCCUGCUUUGCCCUGCCUGGGGCGUCCGCAGCCUGGGCUUGCUCCUGGCGAUGCUGGGCUGAGCUGGCCGGAGGUCCCAGCAUGUGUGGCUUCUGCGGGUGUGAACGGGAGGCUCCUGGCGGCCCAUUCCUAGGGCCCAGCUGCCAGGGGAGACAGAGCGGGCUUUGUGAAAGACCUCCGCGCCCUGCCGCCUCUUCUCCCAACAGAUAAGACCCAAUACGCACCAUCUGGCCCCCACCCGCCCUCCGUGCGACCACCAACACACAGGAACUCUGCACCAGAGGGAGGACGCCCAGCUCGGGCCUGGCCGAGGGGGAGGGGAGGAUCCUGGGGGACACCGGAGACCACCCCUGAGCUUGCCUGAGCGCCAAGGCGGGCCUGGCCCAACGCAGCCACUCCGGGCCUGUCCCAGGGGUCAACCAUGGCCUCCAGUGAUGGGGUCAGCAGGCCCAGGAGGAGCGGGAAGGCCAUUGGGCAGCCCCCGCCCUGCUCUCAGCUUGUGCCUUGUAAAUAAAUGUACAGGUUGGAUGUGGCC